UAGGCGGCGUCGCGCGCGGAUCAUUUUGCUAUUUGCUGCUCAGUUUUUGCUGUUCUGGAAGAAAUAACAAACCCGCGGAAGAAGCCAAUAAGUGUAGUGAAUAGUAAUCAAACGAGCGCGGCGUCGCGCAUUAACUCAGUUACAAUUAACCGGAUUACAAUGCUCCAGUUGGCUCUCGAAUUUUGAAAAGCUGGUCGAAGUCCACAGACAGCCUGAGUUGGCUGCCAUGAUGCGAUACUCGGAAAUCUCACGCGACCUGUCCACGGAUAAUCUGCGCUACUCAGAGCUAAGCAGAAAAGCCACCACGGACUAUAAUGGAUACACGGGUCAGGCCUAUGCACCGACUCAAUUCAAGCAGAGCUCACCUCCUCCGCAACAGCAGCAGCCAACUCGGCUGGCCAAACAACGAAGUCCAAACAGCAACGGAAAUGCCCAUACCAUGGCCUGUUUGCGACAGGAGAAGACCCAAAAGGAUCACCAGAUGGAACCGCCCAUGACGCAACCGCAAACCAGCAAAACCCUGAAUAUCAAGAGCACUCGUCGCAAGAACUCCAUCGGUUGUCUAAACAGUUUCUCCUCUUCGCCAGACUCGCCGGGCUGCUACUAUACCAUAGCAGCCUCGGCAGCACCGCCGUCCAAAUCGCAAAGUUUGCCAGCCCACGCCUCCAUCAAGCAGUUGGAUGCGGUUAUCAUGAGCGCGUUACGUGUACCCGCCGACGUGUUGGCCAACCAGAUAACGCUACUGGAUUUUCCGGUCUUCGGCCAGAUUCAACCAGAUGAACUGAGCAGUUGUGCCUGGACGAAAAAGGACAAGCAUGUCAACACCCCUAAUAUUGUGGCAUUUACAAAACGAUUUAACCACACGAGCUUUUGGACAGUGCAGGAAAUAUUGAAUGCCGAGCAACCGAAGCAGAGAGCUGAAAUAAUGACGCACUUUAUCAAGGUGGCUAAAAAGCUCCAUGAGCUCAACAAUCUGCACUCGCUGUUUGCCAUUAUUUCGGCCAUGCAAAGCGCCAGCAUUUACCGCUUGACAAAAACCUGGGCUUGCCUAUCGAAAAAGGAUCGCCAGUCCUUCGAGAGACUCAGCGAUAUAUUUAGCGACCAGGACAACUGGGCCAAUCUGCGUUCCUACCUUGAAAGCCUGCGCCUGCCCUGCAUCCCCUAUCUGGGUCUCUUUCUCACCGAUCUGAUCUACAUUGAUUUGGCCCAUCCGCACAAGGGAGGAUUGGAGCCGGAGCAGCGCCGAAAUAAGAUGAACAAUAUACUGCGGGUUAUUUCGAACUAUCAGCAGUCGGACUACAAGCAUCUACAGAAGCAUGAGGCCACACAAAAGUAUCUGACAUCCAUAAGAUACAUAGAGGAAUUGCAGAAUAUAUUCGAAGAGGAUCAGUACAAGCGAUCUCUGAAUCUUGAGCCUGCGUCGCCCUCUGGACCCAGUUCAUCGUCUUGCAGUUCGAAGGAAUCUUUCAACGUGGAGGCAGUAACUCCGGCUUUGGGCUGUGUGAAUCUCUCGCCGGCCAAGACCAUUGGCUCCAUGCGCAUGGCCAGCGGCACCAAGUUUGUGCCGGGUCAUCGCAAGUGUCGCAGUCUGGGCACCAAAUUUCGCAGCAGCAGCCUGCCGCGAAACUUUGCCGAGAAGUGCCAAUGUUGCAUCGUGAUGAUUGCGCCGGGCAUUGGCACCAUCUCCAACAAGCGUUGCAGAUGCCGUCGCAUUUUUGGCAAGAUCGCGCUGCACAGCCACGGCGAUGGGCAUCCUCACCACCUGCACCUGGAACUGGAUCCCAGUCAAGUGCAGCCUCGCCACCACCUCUUAGAUGAUUCGGUUCUGGAACAGAGCGACCCCUUAUCCCAGGCGGAUCUCACAUCCUUGGAAAGUGCCGAGGGAAUUAUGUGUGAUUUUACCGGCAGUGAUUGCGAUUUGAUGUCUCCGGAGGCAGCGGCCGCCAUGCAGGGAUGUGUCCGUCGGAAAACGGUCCAGAAGGAGGGUAGGAAGCCGGCAGUGGCCUCUUGGCAGCGAUACUGGCUACAGAUCUGGGAAAACUCGCUGCUGUAUUUCCAACCAAAGUCCUUCAAGGGCAGUGAGCGCAGCGACUUCAAGCGGGAGCCGUGUAAAGUGUGUCCUUUGGAUGGAUGGUAUGCCCAUGUCAGCGAUAAUACCAAGCACAAGAACACCUUUGAGCUGAGCCACCGGUCCUCGGGCACCGUUUAUCGCUUCCGCACGGACAGCCCGCAGAUGACGCACCUAUGGUCGAACGCCAUUUGCAAACUGGCCACCAUGCGAGUGCCCAGGCCUUUGCCCACCAACCUGAUGUCCUUCGAAUGAGCAGGGCCCCCCAAGAACAUACAGGAACUCGAAUAUAUUGUACUCAUCGUAGCCUAGUAUACCUAGUUUAGUUAGCUUAAUCCCUUGAAACGUGCACAGCCAAAAAAAACACCCACCAAACCACUCACUCACUCCCUGAAACGAGGCAACCACAGAACAUUCCCACAACCACAACGAACGAACAAAUGGAAGCCUGCAAAUAGAUGAAUCGAUUUCUACAUGGUAUUUCAAAAGACUGACACCGAAGGAGAAUCCGAGGAGAAAGUAGAGGAGGAGCAGUACCGGAGGAAAAGCCACACAAUCACACAACAACAGACUAAACCGACAACGCACGGGAAUUAGAAUCCCAAAUAUGUAACGGCCCUGUUCUUAAAGUCCAAUUUUAUUCGAAUUUGGCGGAAACGGAGUUGAUAAAAUGGGACGUCAUCGAAUAAACAUUUUUUAUAAGCUUGUCCUCAAUGACUCAGAGUUGAGAGUGUUGUUUUCAACUCCCAAUCCACCAAAUUCCGCAACAGGGCUGUAUAUUUAAUAAUGUGCUUUCCUUGCUGUAUUUUGUAUAUGUAAAAUUUAAUAUUAAGGAAAUUACUUUGACAUUUACUCAAUUUAAUUUCGCGAUAAUCGUGCCAUAUUAGUUCUAAAUUUAUGUUCACACAACGAUUGUUGGCCAGCAAACGAAUCCGAAUUCGCUUUGCCCAACGCCUAACUUUGCAACAAAGAAUCAAAAAUCAAACGAACUUUCUACGCGUAACUAAGGGCUUUAAUAUUGUAUCGCUACCACUAUCAUGAUCAACAUCAGUUAAUCUGUAUAUCUGCCUUAAGUUGAUGCACUCUAGACAUAACCAGAGCUAUAGAAAACAUAAGUAUCCCGUAAUAUGCAUGCGUGAAUUGUAGGAAACGAAAGUAAUGUGUUAGUGUUUCUGUUUUUUUUUCUGUUGAGACGGCCUCAUGAAUUGUAACUCCUAAGCUUUGUCACACAUACAGAUUAUCAUUUGCAGCGAUUUUACAUUAGUUUAAGAAAGAAAUGCAACAAAAACAAAAUAAACCACAAAACGAAAGAAA
Drosophila rhopaloa is the source of this 3382-nucleotide messenger RNA. It is a transcript of the gene RalGPS, whose product is annotated as ras-specific guanine nucleotide-releasing factor RalGPS1. NCBI's taxonomy places the organism in Eukaryota, Metazoa, Arthropoda, Insecta, Diptera, Drosophilidae. Gene Ontology annotation, molecular function: guanyl-nucleotide exchange factor activity. Bases 227 to 2323 code for a protein of 698 amino acids. Gene Ontology annotation, biological process: positive regulation of GTPase activity; Ras protein signal transduction. Gene Ontology annotation, cellular component: plasma membrane. The record is from RefSeq and is a predicted model, not a curated record. The transcript has 8 exons.